Maniola jurtina (meadow brown) is the source of this 1732-nucleotide messenger RNA. It is a transcript of the gene Rpn3, whose product is annotated as probable 26S proteasome non-ATPase regulatory subunit 3. Gene Ontology annotation, molecular function: enzyme regulator activity. The transcript has a single exon. Lineage: Eukaryota; Metazoa; Arthropoda; Insecta; Lepidoptera; Nymphalidae. The record is from RefSeq and is a predicted model, not a curated record. Gene Ontology annotation, biological process: ubiquitin-dependent protein catabolic process; regulation of protein catabolic process. The coding region runs from base 159 to 1643 and encodes 494 amino acids. Gene Ontology annotation, cellular component: proteasome complex; proteasome regulatory particle, lid subcomplex.
UGUAAUUACACGGCAUUUUUUGAGUCUUGUUUGACAGUACUUGACUGUUCAGAAAAUGAAUGAAUAGCAAAUUUUAAUUCAUUUUCUUGGGAUAAACUUUGGGACAUAAUUUGUAAUAGAAUUCGUGAAUCACAAAUCAAAUCAAGUUGGAAUCAAUAAUGGCACCCGCUGAAGAUGUUGAAAUGAAAAAUGUUGAUAGCCCGGCUGCCGCAAGCGACGUGGAGAUGAGUGAAGUGAAAAAAGACGCCGACGUACUUGCUGUCCAGGAUUUGAGAGAACAUGUUAGACAAAUUGAUAAAGCAGUUUCUUCGAAAGAGCCGAGAUUUGCAAUGCGUGUACUCAGGUCCAUUCCGAGCACCAGAAAAAAGCUGAACGGUAAUGUUCUUCGUGCGAUCAUUAACCAACUGUUUCCAGUGAACCCAGACAAAGAAGCUUUGAUUGCUUUCGUCGAGCAGCCUGCGCCGGAUGCAGUCGAGAUAGAAGCACCGCGCUCCAGAAGUGCUCUGAAACCACCUGUCCCUGAAGGAGACGCCUAUAUACAUCUUUUAGUACUACUUCGUUUGUUAGAUACAAACAAGUUGGAAGAAGCUGUGGAAUGUUCUCAACUGUUAAUGAACAAGGUGACAGCACAAAAUCGGAGAACCUUGGAUCUAAUAGCUGCAAAGUGUUAUUUCUAUCACUCUAGGGUCUUUGAACUAACUAAUAAACUGGAACUCAUUAGAGGUCUCUUGCAUGCACGUUUACGUACAUCCACUCUUCGGAAUGACUAUGAGGGCCAGGCAGUAUUGAUUAAUUGCCUUUUGCGUAACUACCUCCACUAUGCCUUGUAUGAUCAAGCUGAUAAAUUGGUCAGUAAAUCAGUCUUCCCAGAGAAUGCUAGUAACAAUGAAUGGGCAAGAUUCCUUUAUUACCUUGGCAGAAUCAAGGCUGCUAGAUUAGAAUACAGUGAUGCCCACAAACACCUGGUGCAGGCUUUGCGUAAAGCACCUCAAACUGCAGCUGUUGGGUUUAGACAGACAGUACAGAAGUUGGCUAUUGUUGUUGAGUUAUUGUUAGGUGACAUACCUGAGCGUGCUAUCUUCCGUACAGCUCCACUAAGAAAGUCCCUGGCUCCUUACUUUCAACUCACUCAAGCAGUUAGACUCGGUAAUUUGCAAAGAUUUGGAGAGGUGUUAGAAAAUUUUGGACCCCAGUUCCGGAAUGACCAUACCUUUACACUGAUUCUGCGUCUUCGUCAAAAUGUUAUAAAGACUGCAAUUAGAUCAAUCGGCAUGUCUUAUUCCAGGAUAUCUCCUAAAGAUAUAGCUAGAAAGUUGGGAUUGGAUUCAGCUGAAGAUGCAGAAUUUAUUGUAGCUAAAGCUAUCCGAGAUGGUGUCAUUGAGGCUACCCUGGACCCAGAAAAGGGAUACAUGAGUAACAAGGAGAGUUCAGACCUGUACUGUACAAGGGAACCCCAACUAGCUUUCCACCAGCGCAUAUCUUUCUGUCUGGAGUUACAUAACCAAAGUGUAAAGGCAAUGAGAUAUCCUCCUAAGUCUUACGGGAAGGAAUUGGAAAGUGCUGAAGAGAGACGAGAGCGAGAGCAGCAGGACCUGGAGCUUGCUAAGGAAAUGGCAGAAGAGGAUGAUGAUGGCUUUCCUUAAAUUAUUUUAUUUUUAACCAUACUCAUAUUUGUGUGUAAUAUCAAUAUGUAGUUGUCUGAAAUAAAUUCUAUAAAAUUUUAAAAACCAUA